Messenger RNA from Alnus glutinosa, 3493 nucleotides. Its product is annotated as transportin-1. Lineage: Eukaryota; Viridiplantae; Streptophyta; Magnoliopsida; Fagales; Betulaceae. Gene Ontology annotation, biological process: protein import into nucleus. The coding region runs from base 171 to 2858 and encodes 895 amino acids. The transcript is spliced from 29 exons. The record is from RefSeq and is a predicted model, not a curated record. Gene Ontology annotation, molecular function: nuclear import signal receptor activity; small GTPase binding. Gene Ontology annotation, cellular component: cytoplasm; nucleus.
CACAACGACAGGCCAGCCAAAAGAAAAAACCCACAAUCCAUCUCUGUCUCUCUCUCUCGCAGACAAUAGUUGUCUUCGGCUCUGCUCCGCCCACCACCAAAGCGUCACAACCUGUCCUAAACCUCUCUCUCUCUAAAGGGCUUUAGAUUAAGCUUGAAAAAGCGCUAAACAUGGCGGCGAAUAGUGUCUCAUGGCAGCCCCAGGAGGAGGGGUUCAGAGAGAUCUGCGGCUUGCUGGAGCAGCAGAUUUCGCACUCCGCUUCCUCCGCCGACAAGUCUCAGAUUUGGCAGCAACUCCAGCACUACUCUCAGUUCCCCGAUUUCAACAACUACCUCGCUUUCAUUCUUGCACGCGCCGAGGGUAAAUCAGUGGAAAUUCGACAAGCUGCGGGCCUGCUUUUAAAAAAUAACCUUAGAACCGCAUUCAAAUCCAUGGCUCCUGUAAACCAGCAAUAUAUAAAAUCAGAGUUGUUGCCUUGCUUGGGAGCAGCAGAUAGGCAAAUUAGAUCUACAGUUGGGACCAUUAUUAGUGUUGUUGUUCAACUGGGGGGAGUCUUGGGAUGGCCUGAGUUGUUGCAAGCUCUAGUCAAUUGCUUAGACAGUAAUGACGUAAAUCACAUGGAAGGUGCUAUGGAUGCUUUAUCGAAGAUUUGCGAGGAUAUCCCCCAAAUUCUUGAUUCAGAUGCACCUGGCUUAUCUGAACGCCCUAUCAGCAUUAUUCUUCCUAGAUUAUACAAGUUUUUCCAGUCACCGCAUGCCUCAUUGAGAAAGCUUUCCUUGGGUUCUGUUAAUCAAUACAUCAUGUUGAUGCCCGCAGCUUUAUUUGUAUCUAUGGACCAAUAUCUUCAGGGUUUGUUUGUUCUUGCUCAUGACCCUGCCUCAGAAGUGCGAAAAUUGGUCUGUGCAGCAUUUGUUCAGCUAAUCGAAGUCCGUCCAUCUUUCUUGGAGCCACAUCUGAAGAAUAUAAUUGAAUACAUGUUACAAGUAAACAAGGAUACUGAUGAUGAAGUAGCUCUUGAAUCCUGUGAAUUCUGGUCUGCUUACUGUGAUGCCCAGUUACCACCGGAUAAUUUAAGAGAGUUUUUGCCACGCCUAAUUCCGGUUUUGUUGUCCAACAUGGUUUAUGCUGAUGAUGAUGAAUCAAUUGUGGAUGCUGAGGAGGAUGGGUCUCUACCAGAUCGUGAUCAGGAUCUCAAACCUCGUUUCCAUUCCUCACGAUUUCAUGGAUCUGAUAAUGUGGAAGACGAUGAUGAUGACAUUGUUAAUGUCUGGAAUUUGCGGAAAUGCAGUGCUGCUGCUCUUGAUAUGAUCUCUAAUGUGUUUGGAGAUGACAUUCUUCCAACAUUGAUGCCUAUAGUUCAGGCCAAGUUGUCAGCCACAGAUGAUGAAGGCUGGAAAGAAAGGGAAGCUGCUGUUUUGGCUCUUGGUGCCAUAGCUGAAGGUUGCAUUCAUGGUCUUUAUCCUCACUUAUCUGAGAUUGUCACAUUUCUUAUCCCUCUUUUAGAUGAUAAGUUUCCGCUCAUACGGAGUAUUUCAUGUUGGACACUUUCUCGUUUCAGCAAGUUUAUUGUUCAGGGUAUUGGACAUCAAAAAGGCUAUGAGCAAUUUGACAAGGUUCUUACAGGUCUUUUGCGAAGAAUAUUGGAUACUAACAAGCGGGUGCAAGAGGCUGCUUGUUCAGCUUUUGCAACACUGGAAGAGGAGGCUGCAGAAGAGUUGGCACCACACUUGGAAAUUAUUUUGCAGCACCUUAUGUGUGCUUUUGGGAAAUAUCAGAGACGGAAUCUCAGAAUCGUAUACGAUGCUAUUGGAACCUUAGCAGAUGCUGUUGGAAGGGAGCUAAAUCAGCGCAAUUAUCUUGACAUUCUGAUGCCGCCAUUAAUUGCAAAGUGGCAGCAACUUUCAAAUUCAGACAAGGACAUCUUUCCACUGCUGGAGUGUUUUACAUCUAUCGCACAGGCAUUGGGGACUGGAUUCUCUCAAUUUGCUGAGCCUGUAUUUCAGAGGUGCAUAAGCAUCAUCCAGACCCAACAAUUGGCAAAGGUUGAUCCUGUUUCAGCAGGGGUUCAAUAUGAUAAAGAGUUUAUUGUAUGCUCUCUUGAUCUGCUCUCUGGACUUGCAGAGGGUCUUGGCAGUGGGAUAGAGAGUCUGGUUUCACAAAGUAAUUUGAGGGACCUGCUUCUGCAAUGUUGCACGGAUGAUGCUUCUGAUGUCCGGCAGAGUGCCUUUGCACUUCUUGGGGACCUGGCAAGGGUAUGCCCUGUUCAUUUGCACCCCCGUUUGUCUGAAAUUCUUGAUGUUGCAGCAAAGCAACUGAACACUCCUAAGCUGAAGGAAACUGUUUCGGUAGCAAAUAAUGCAUGUUGGGCCAUUGGGGAAUUAGCAGUUAAGUUUCAGGUUCGUCAAGAAAUUGCUCCAAUUGUUUUGACAGUUAUUUCAUGCUUAGUCCCAAUCCUUCAACAUGCAGAGGAGCUCAACAAGUCACUCAUAGAAAAUAGUGCAAUAACUCUUGGGAGACUUGCCUGGGUUUGUCCUGAGCUUGUGUCACCGCAUAUGGAACAUUUCAUGCAAUCAUGGUGCAGUGCUUUGUCUAUGAUACGUGAUGAUAUUGAAAAGGAGGAUGCUUUCCGAGGUCUCUGUGCAAUGGUUAAAGCAAAUCCAUCAGGGGCAUUAGGUUCACUUGUUUUCAUGUGCAAAGCAAUUGCAAGUUGGCAUGAAAUAAGGAGCGAAGAUCUACAUAAUGAUAUUUGCCAAGUGUUGCAUGGUUAUAAACAGAUGCUUAGAAAUGGAGCAUGGGACCAAUGUAUGUCUGCUUUGGAGCCCCCAGUGAAGGAGAAGCUGUCAAAGUAUCAAGUGUAAUAUGUUUCUCAAGGCCCACAUCUUAUCUGUGCUGGCACUCUUCUGCAGUAUGUGCUUCUUCAGAGUUGUGUGUCUGAAUCAAUACUGUUGGUCAUCUGUGCACAUUUUAUUGCAGUCAUGAUUAACCAAAGAUCAAGUCUCUCUCUAUUUUCUAAGGCAAAGCAUCAUAUUGACCUAAUUCAUCAAAGCUAGGAGAUAAUUUGCACUUCUUCAAAACCUCAAGAGAUUGAUUGUAUCUGGACAGCAUUUGAUUUGAGAAAAUGGAGCCACUUAGGGUUGGGAUGUGGAUAGGGUGUACAGGGGUGCAGCUUUCUGAGCUUUGAGAUUGUGUGUUCAUUUUUUGCUUUUUAUAUUUGAAAAAAAAAAAUGCUCUCAAUAGCCUAUGGAGCCGUCAUCUUUUAUGUUUAGUUUUGUUUUUUGGGCUCAAGAGUUUUCCAUAGUUUCACUUUCAGGAAAUAGGGUUUGUGUCUGAUUUCCACAGAUUUUGUAAAGGGAUUUAACCUGAUGAGGCGCAGUUAUUCUUGCGGCUGUUGGAUUUCAGUGUGGAAACAAUACUUGGAAUUCUAUUUUCUUUGAACAAUAUUCUGUAACCUCGGGUUUCAUAAAUGAUUGGAAUGUAUUUUCUUUGAACUGAA